AGGAUGGAGAGCAGAGGAUACCGGCCUGCUGGUCCUUUACUGGACAUCAGUCUGAUUACUGGGAGGAUGACGGAGGUGUUCCUGCCUCACUGGAUCUGUGUCGACGACGUCCGUAAACCUUUGGAGCAGUUUGCUGUCCUCCACAUGGACGACUGUGGAGACGCUGUGGAGAAAGUCUCUGAGGUCUCACCGUCACACGUCAAACUGGCUGAACCCGUUUUCUCUCCGAGAGCGGUUCUGAUGAGAGCCGGCUUUCCUGUGAAGGUCUACUGCAACAUGUUGCUCUAUCGGACCAACACGGCUUUCCUCACGCUGCAUGUUUACCUCAUCCCACGCGACCCGGCCUUACAGCAGGAAAUGGACCAAAGGGAAACGUCUUAUGGAUACAAAGUCAUAAGAAAGCCAGAUCCAGACAUGCCUCUGAAAAUGUUUGAUGACUUCGUCCUCACAGCAGAUCUGGAAUCGGCUGAAGUUUGUCCUGAGAGACUAAAGCUCAGGUAUAAUCCCACAAGGCCAAAUUUCUUUGAAGUGUACAUUAAAAAUCCAGAGACAGACUUCCAGAUGAAACUCUUACAAGCAAAGCAGCUCAACCCAGUGUGGACCUGCGCACUUCGGAAAGAUGAAUACCAAAAAACUGAGGAGAGAAAAGGUGGAGCAACUGGAGUCGCUUAUUCACACCAGGUGAAACAUUACGUGGAGGAACAUCCGUCUCCUCUCACGCAAACAGCGGCAUCUCUGCGCUCAGACAGAGAGAAGCUUCUGGAAGUGAUUGGAGAUCUGAAGCAGCAGGACCUGAAAAGGUUCCGGUUUUUCCUGAGGGACGUGGAGGUGUUUGUCUGCAGAGCAGACGGAGGAGCCGCUCCGCUGAGAAUCACAGCCGGUCAGCUGCAGAACGCAGACGCUGUAGACCUGGUGGAUCUGAUGCUGCAGACCUUCAGUCAGCAGGCCGUGGAGAAAACCAAGGAGAUCCUCAGGAAAAUACCCAGGAAUGACCUGCUGGAGGCGCUGUCCGGAGGCAGCUCAUGAUCCAAACAGGAACCGCUUCCAAACAAAUUCAGGACAAACUCCAGAAACACUUCACACAAAAAACUCCAUACAUAUUUUUUAUUCCCAUGUUCUUCAGUGGAUGAUGUGUUUUUAGUGCAAAUUAUCAAAUAAACUUUUGAUGCAAAUAUUUUAA
This is a messenger RNA of Poecilia latipinna (sailfin molly), 1180 nucleotides long. RefSeq names its product NACHT, LRR and PYD domains-containing protein 1-like. Lineage: Eukaryota; Metazoa; Chordata; Actinopteri; Cyprinodontiformes; Poeciliidae. Bases 4 to 1026 code for a protein of 340 amino acids. The record is from RefSeq and is a predicted model, not a curated record. The transcript has 8 exons.